AUGAACAAGAACGAAGCUGCUUCGCCCCAGGCAGAUGACUACCCAAACUUCAACCUUGGCUCUUACCACCGACCCGUGGCCACAUCCUCCCCAGCCGCCCAGCGAUGGUUCGACCGCGGUCUACUUUGGUCCUAUUCCUUCAAUCACGGCGAAGUAGCACGAUUAUUUGAACGAGCAGUCGAAUGCGACCCCACCUGCGCACUAGCCUACUGGGGCAUUGCAUACGCCGUCGGACCGAACUACAAUAUAGCCUGGGGCUUCUUCGAUAUCCCCAGCCUCCUAGCCACCGUGCAAAAGGCAUGGGAUGCGCUCAAUGCGGCCCAAAAAUAUGCUACGCAUGCAUCCCCACUCUUCCACAUGUUGCUCAAAGCCAUCGCCACCCGGUUCCCAACCCCGGAUAACAUUCCCGCACCUACUGAGAUGAGACAGUACAAUCAGGCAUUUGCAGAUGCUAUGCGCGUCGUGUAUGAAGCCUACCCAGAGGAUAUCGACGUGGCAUCAUUGUACAUUGAGGCGCUUAUCUGCGUUAAUCCGCGCGAGCUGUGGUAUAUGAACACAGGUGAAGCCAGCAGCUCUCAUACUCUCGAAGCCAAAGCGGCAAUCGAUACAGCAAUGGCACGUCUAGAGGGUCGAGAGCAUCCUGCCCUGUGCCAUUUGUAUAUCCAUCUCAUGGAGAUGUCGGCUACGCCUGAGGUGGCCCUGCCUGCUGCAGACAGACUGCGUCGUAUGAUCCCGGAUGCGUCGCAUAUGGUGCACAUGCCUGCGCAUAUUGAUAUGGCUGUGGGUGACUAUCGCCGGGCAAUUAAUUCCAGUGACGAUGCUAUUGUAGGCGAUGAUAUGUUCUUCGCCACAUUGGAUGCAUCUCCGCUUUAUGUGGCCUAUCGAGUGCAUAACAUUGUCACGAAGCUGUACUGCGCUAUGAUGUCUGGUCGGUCGCGGGAGGCCAUGUUGGCUGCGGAUAAAUUGGACGAGGUGGUUGAUGCGAAAUUACUGGCUACUAAACCACCCCCAAUGGCAGACUGGACGGAGAGCUUUCUAGGCAGUCACGCGCACGUCCUGGUGCGGUUCGGUCGCUGGGAAGAAAUUCUACAGUUAGAACUACCAGCACCACAGGACCGAGCUUUAUACUGCUGCAAGACAGCUAACAUUCUAUACGCCAGGGGCCUCGCCUUCAGCGCCCUUGGACGUAUCCAGGAGGCAGAAGUCGCCCGGCAGCAGUUCGAGGAGGCGCGCAAGCGGGUGCCGAGAAUCCGGAUAAAUAAUUUGCCUGGGAAUAUUCGAUUAGCCUUUGCAACGCUGCGACGGGCGAUUGAGUUAGAAGAUGGCCUGGCGUACUGUGACCCGCCGGCGUGGAUGCAGCCCGUGCGGCAUGCCCUAGGUGGGUUGCUGCUGGAGCAGAAGCGGGUCCCCGAGGCGGAGCAGGUCUUCCGGGAGGACCUGGGCAUGGCGCAGGGGUUUCCGCGGCGUAAGGGCCGAUUGAAUAAUGUGUGGGGGUUGCAUGGACUGCAUGAGUGUCUGGUGGCUUCUGGGAAGAUGGAUGAGGCUCGUGUUGUCCAGGUGCAAUUGGAUAUUGCGUUGGGGUCGGCCGAUGUGCCUAUCUCGACUUCGUGUUAUUGUCGCUUGUCUGCGGUUAAUGGAAAGGGCUGCUGUGCUCGUCUUUGA
Messenger RNA from Aspergillus tubingensis, 1662 nucleotides. RefSeq names its product tetratricopeptide repeat domain protein. The record is from RefSeq and is a predicted model, not a curated record. Gene Ontology annotation, molecular function: protein binding. NCBI's taxonomy places the organism in Eukaryota, Fungi, Ascomycota, Eurotiomycetes, Eurotiales, Aspergillaceae. The transcript is spliced from 3 exons. Gene Ontology annotation, cellular component: intracellular anatomical structure. Bases 1 to 1662 code for a protein of 553 amino acids.